Messenger RNA from Acytostelium subglobosum LB1, 933 nucleotides. RefSeq lists its product as hypothetical. Gene Ontology annotation, molecular function: protein serine/threonine phosphatase activity. Bases 1 to 933 code for a protein of 310 amino acids. The record is from RefSeq and is a predicted model, not a curated record. The transcript has 3 exons. Gene Ontology annotation, cellular component: FAR/SIP/STRIPAK complex. NCBI's taxonomy places the organism in Eukaryota, Evosea, Eumycetozoa, Acytosteliales, Acytosteliaceae. Gene Ontology annotation, biological process: peptidyl-serine dephosphorylation.
AUGUCAACAUUGAACUUGGAUCAUUGCAUUGAGAAACUGCAUAAAUGCGAGAUACUCUCAGAGAGCACAGUCAAAGAGAUCACUGAUCGCAUGAAAGAGUUGUUGAUCAAUGAGACCAACGUACAAUCAAUCAAGGCUCCAGUAACAGUAGUUGGUGAUGUACAUGGCCAAUUCUACGAUGUAUUAGAGAUAUUCAAGAUUGGAGGCAAGUGCCCAGAUACAAACUACUUGUUCCUUGGAGAUUAUGUUGACAGAGGAUAUCAUAGUGUGGAGACAAUCACUUUGUUGUCAUGUUUGAAGUUGCGUUACCCAUCGAGGGUUACGCUGCUCAGAGGUAAUCACGAGUCGCGACAGAUCACACAGGUCUAUGGAUUCUACGGCGAGUGCAUGAGGAAGUACGGCAAUGCCAACGUUUGGAAGUACUUCACCGACAUGUUUGACUAUCUGCCCGUGGCAGCCAUCAUCGAAGAGACCAUAUACUGUGUGCACGGAGGUCUCUCGCCUUCAGCACCAUCCAUCGAUCAGAUCCGAGUCCUGGAUCGUUUCCAAGAGGUACCACACGAGGGUCCCCUUGCUGACAUCAUGUGGUCAGACCCCGACCCUGAUCGUGAUGGCUUUGUCGAGUCACAAAGAGGUGCCGGUUACACGUUUGGUCAAGAUACAGUGGCCAAGUUCUUACAGAUUAACAAGAUACAUCAUAUAUUGCGAGCACAUCAACUGUGCAUGGAUGGAUAUCAGGUGCUAUUUAAGAGGACGUUGUCUACUAUUUGGAGUGCGCCCAACUACUCGUAUCGCUGUGGCAACAUGGCAUCGAUAUUAGAGAUCAACGAAUCAUUUGAGCAGUACUUCAACACCUAUUCAGCAGCUCCAGAGAGUCUACAUAACAAGCCCUCACAAGACACAACCAAGGAGCUGCCAGACUACUUCUUGUAA